Messenger RNA from Heterotrigona itama, 1270 nucleotides. Lineage: Eukaryota; Metazoa; Arthropoda; Insecta; Hymenoptera; Apidae. The record is from the annotation of a GenBank genome assembly.
AUGUUGGGAAUUAAUAGCGGCCGCGUUGUUCCAUUUGGAAUGAAUGACUUGAGAUUAUUGGUGAAAGAUAACAUUGCAUCGAUACGUUUGAUUGAUAUAAAUUCGUUGGGGAACAAUAAAACAAGGAUUACUACGUCGAGAAUUUAGACAAUUCGUCGAACGAAGGAAUGCUCGUAGACUGAUCUAACACGAUCGAUUGUCCCAAUUUUCAAGUUUCACGAUGUUAUAUUGAUUAAAGAGUGUGGCCACGUUCCGUUCUGUGAAACGGAUGGGACGAAUUAUUACAAAGUCGUAAUCGUAAAGUAGGAACGCAACAACAUGUUCUUCUAGAGGUCUUCACGCGAGUCCGAUCCGCUUAUCAACCAUACUUCGAAAAAGAACAAUCUCCAUAAUUGAAAUUAAUCUUUGUUGUGCUCUUUUAACAUUCGAUUUCCACGAUUGUUCGAAAUAAUUCAAUGAUGUCUACACUGCGAAUUUUUGUGCACUUUCAAAUUUUCUUUGGAGUAAUAUUUGGUAUAUUUUUGCAUAUUAUGUGUGUGUUUUUGCACCCUUGAGUUUUCCAUAAAUUGCAGAGUACAUAGAUUGAAAAUUGAUGACAAUUCUUUUUCGUUUUAUUCGCUUUCAGAACCUGAUUGUUUUUGUCUGCUUCGCGAUCAUCUUUGUUAGUGCUCGACCAAAAAUGCAUCACGAAGGUAAGAGACAUAAGAUCUACAAUCACUGUGGAUAUUUAUGCAAAUUUAUAUUUUUACCUGGACGAACACAGGGAUACGUGAGCAGAGACUCGCCUUUGUAUUUUUAUUUUACAUAAUUUCGCGCAAGUUUUGAAUAUUCCCGUGGUUGCAUACAGAUCGGCAAUUUUAUAGUUGAAAUUUAAAAGUGAUUUCGGCAUUUAAUUUCAGGCGACGACAGAGCUGGACAUAGUCAUGGCCACGCGCAUUCCUUUCAUCACUUUUCUGGGCCUGUGGAGGGCCAUCACGAGGAAGUCACCUGGAAAGACAAACACGGUCACCAUCAUCACGACUACAAGGCUCAUCCGAAGUAUAAGUUCGCUUAUGGCGUGGAUGAUAAACACACUAAGGACUACCAUGGACAGAAGGAGCAUCGCGACGGGAAAGAAGUCGAAGGGGAAUACCACAUUCACGAACCUGGUGGCAACGUGAGAACUGUGAAAUAUCAUUCUCAUCCUCAUGGAGGUUUCUUCGCGGAGGUUCAUAAUUAUGGAGGAAAUGAUCACUCUGGUGGUACUUACGGCGGACACAAGCAUAGAUAG